UGACUGUGUUUUCAGAAAGUUUAGGGCAGUUUUGAUUGCUGGCAUAUGAAUGAUUCUGUGGUUUAACAAGUUGUCAGAUUUUUGAUAGUGAAAUUGCUUAACCUUGACUUUUGACCCACGCAUAGUUGAAGCAAAUCCUAGGAAAUUCAACCUUGAUGCAACUGAAUUGAGCAUAAGAAAAGCCUUCAUUACAAGUACUCGGCAAAUCGUCAGGGACAUGAAGGAUCAGAUGUCAACUUCAUCUGUGCAGGCAUUAGCUGAAAGGAAGAAUAGACAGGCACUGCUGGGAGACAGCGGCAGCCAGAACUGGAACACUGGAACAACAGAUCAGUACCGGCGCCUCGAUCGGGAGCUGCAGUUAGCCAAUUCCCAUUUCAUUGAGGAGCAGCAGGCACAGCAACAGUUGAUCGUGGAACAGCAGGAUGAGCAGUUGGAGCUGGUCUCUGGCAGCAUUGGGGUGCUGAAGAACAUGUCCCAGCGCAUUGGAGGAGAGCUAGAGGAACAGGCAGUCAUGCUGGAUGAUUUCUCUCAUGAGUUGGAGAGCACGCAGUCUCGGCUGGACAAUGUGAUGAAGAAACUUGCAAAAGUGUCUCAUAUGACCAGUGAUCGUCGCCAGUGGUGUGCCAUAGCUGUCCUCUUUGCAGUCCUGUUGGUCGUGCUGAUCCUCUUCCUGGUGCUGUGAUGCUGCUUGCAGUAUGGGCUCCUCCUCUGCAUGGGCUGAGGGGAAAGGAGCAGAAGCACUCUCCGUCACUCACACUCCUUUCCUGGAAAUGUGCCUCCACGCCGACCUUCCUCUUGUGACUCUGCAGUGAGGCAGCUCCUCCAUCCCAGUGCGGGAAGGACUAGCGGCAAGAGGAGAGAUGUCUACACUUCUGGCUGGUCAACAGAAGCUGCCUGCCGCCUGUCCUGUCUGAGGACAGCUAGCCACUGCUUUGCCUCACUGGAUUUCGUUCCUUCAGGGAGGCUUUCAACUCAUACAGAAGAAUUAGAAGACCCACUAAUGUUCUGUUGCUCAUUCCAUCAUGUCUGGCAGCUCUUCUACUCAGCCCCUUCCCCUGCUCAGACAGGCCGCUGUCCCAUCAAAAGAAACCUGCUGAGAAUGUGGGUUGUUGGGUAUGUUCUUUUCCCAUUGCUGUAGCAUUUCUUAGUCCCUGAGAGCUGGUUAUUGAUGGGGACAGAAGCCUCAGAAGCAGUUUGUGACAGAAAAUGCAGUUUUUCAGGGAUAAAAGCUGAGAUUAAAUUGCUUCGCCAGGUGCUUUUUUUUGGUGGUAGGAAUUACUAAUGGAAAAUACUGUGCCACUGUGGGGCUUGGGGUGCUAACAGCCUGUGGCUCUGAUGAGCUGGGACAGUUGAGAAGAGCAGUACGACCUGCAGUGACACAGCUUAGGGAAGGUUGGUGAAGUUGCCAGAGUCAGGCCAGACCUGCUGGCUUCGUGUUGCUGAAACAUUGCAGCACAUCAAGUGGACUGGGUUACGUGAUCCUCCCCUGGACACUUUAAUUCCUGUGGCAUUCUGCAGUGGUGGUGGUGGAUGGUCAGGGCAUUUUCUUACAUUUACAAAGAUAUAGUCAUGGCACAAAAAGGCUGGUUCUGGACCAGACUUCUCUUUCCCUGUGAGUAAUGGCAAGGAUGGGUAGGUAAAUGAACUUGAUUCUUUUGCUUUCUACAAAGAUGACAACUUGACUUUAUUAUUGUCCAUUCAAAUAACUGAGCCAGUCCAAAUUUAAUGAUAGAUGCUUUAAUUGAGUUUUAAGUAAGCUGAAACUGCUGAGACACUAAACUUUAAACUUCUGAUGACUUUUUAAAUGCCUCAAAUGUGCACAUGUAUAUAGGAUAUUUUUUAUAACUUCCCUGAAAAAGUAAUGGUUGGACCCAGAGCCAGAGCUCAGCAAUGGAGACUGCCUGUCUCUCCUCAUGGUUGCCUUUUGCACUUGGAAAGAGCAGCAACAUCUAGAUAGAGUUUGAGCUUUGACUUCUCCUUUGCUUGCCUUUUUGUGUAUUCCUCAGCACGCUAAAUUUUGUUGUCAUUGUUUUGUUUGUAUUUCCUGGGGGUUUUUUGGGGGGGGUUAUCCCCUUUUUUUUGUGAUUUGCAAUGAUGUGCUUGCCCAGCUAACUUUUGAAUUGCACUUUUUAAUAAAUAUUUGUAAGAAUUUUUAAAAGAAGGAUAUUUUAUCUUGUUUAGGAUCAUGAUAGUAAGGAAAUCUGCCUGUUGAUAGAAGCUAAAAGCAAAUUUGUAAAAAUGAAAGAGUGGUUGACAUCCAUGUUUACAUUCAACUCUGAUGUUUGAUAUAUAAAUAAGUUAUUUCUUUUCAAAUUAGAAACAAGUGACUAUUUCAAAGGGCUUCAAAUGUAGGGUACUAGGUUAUUUAUGUUUUACAAAGCUUUUUGACUUCUAUCAUUACAUGUUACAGUCUUCUUUCUAUAAGCUUAGACCAUAAAUGGUCCUUAGUUUUACGUUAGAAUAUAGAAGUCUUUUGUUAAAAAUAAAUGCGGACUUUGUCUAAGUACUGUAAUCCAUACUCCACAUUACAAGCAACAGCAUCUCAAAGAAUUAAAAUUACCCUAUUUACAAGCCAUGCUAUUCUGCUGUUAUCAGAUUGUAUGCCAGUCUAGCCUAUUUAGAACAUGCCUGGUCAUUACGGAGUAAGAUACUCCUAUUAGUUCAAGGACCAGGUUUUGUGACCCUCAACUUAAUUUUGUCUGAUCUGUUUUGAAGUGGCAUGUUGAUCUCACAGGUUCAAAGUAUUGCUAAACAGUGGCUGUUGUAGACCUGACUUGACCGAAGCUGAACAGGGAACUAUUUAGAGAGAAAGUUAGCUUCAAAUGCAGGUGUUCUCCUUGUGGGACUUCCCACUCCAGCUUCAGACUGGCUUAGUCCUGGUCUCAUCCUCUCAUGCAUGCCAGGGUGUCACCACAGAGCAAGGGUCCAUUCGAAGGCCCUCCACUCAAACUUAGAACUGUGACAGCCAAAGAGAACAUGCCAGGGACCCAUAUUUAUUCUCACGGACAAAUAUUCCUUUCUCAGUGAUGCAGUAAACUUAAUGGUUCCUUCAUCCUAUGUCCUGGAAUAGUGAGAGAAAGGAGGCAACAAGGAGGUAGCAGCUGCGUUUUUCUCCUGCCACCUUCUGCACAGAGUUUCAUAUUCAGCAUUUGUAAAGAACUGGCAGAAUAUGAUGGAUAACAGAAAGAGCUCAAUUUAUGUUUACUUGAACAUUUUAACUGAUUUGAGGGUGAGAUGAGGAAUGAUCCAUUGAGAGUUUGCCAGAAAGUGAAUCCAUCUGGAAAACCAAAAUACCUUUGGUUUUCAGUCCUAAUUUUUGGUCUUGUCUUUGUUUGGCCUGAAAAUGUAUAUGCUCUGGACUUCAUGGCAAAUGGAUUUGCUCUGUGUGUGUGUGUGUGUGUGUGUGUGUGUGUGUUUUAUAUGAGUAUCUUCCACAAUUUCAGAAUUCAUGCCAGAGCUGAAGGAGGAAAUUUGGUAACUUGCCCAUUAUUCUCUGCUUUUAGCCAGAGUUAAACAGACUGAUGGGUCUGGUAGCCAACAACUUGGCAACUUCCGCUUCUUCUCACCUCGUGAGAUUAAGGGCUGUGAAAAGAAAUCUAGCUAACUCCAACAGAAAUCUGUCUCUGUUAAGUGUUUUACCUUCUGUAAGUAAAGGUGGGGGAGCCAAGAUUUUUCCUUUGGUAAUUUCCCUGACCAUAAAGUGAGACCAGAGGGACAUCUAUUCCCUAUUGCCUUUUUAAAGAAUUCAUAGCAUUUGAAGAACAAAAAACUGAAUGAUAAAUAAGAGUUGCAUUUCAACUCUGUCACUUAGUACUGCUUGGGUUCACCUUGUACUACAAGGUAAAUUUGUAAACAAAACAAAAAUGGGCUAUCUAGAAAGCAAGUCCUAAAAUACGGAAUGCACAACUUCAUUUUCCCUUUGGCUUCCUCUCCCUGGCAUAUCCUUCCCUCUCAAGUUUUUAAGAAUAAUUCUUAAAAGACUGUUAUUUGCUCAUGAAGAGUGAAGAGAAAGGCAGGCACCAGUGGCUAACAUCUUUAAUCCUACCUAACUUGGAGGCUGAGAUAGAAUGGUUGGAGUUCAAGGCCAGCCCAGGAAAAUAGUUUGCGAGACCCCCAUCUCAACCUAUAAUUGGGU
Molecule: messenger RNA, 4135 nt
Organism: Castor canadensis (American beaver)
Lineage: Eukaryota; Metazoa; Chordata; Mammalia; Rodentia; Castoridae
Source: RefSeq, a predicted model, not a curated record